AUGUUUUCAACAUUAAAACGAUUGGCGAACAUAUCUGCAGAAAAAGAUACAACUAUUGGAAAUGUUGCUCAUCCGAAAGCAUUACCCCAGGAUUUACAACGUUCAUUUUCAAAAGGAAUUCAAUAUAACUGUUAGUAAAUAUUUUCAUUAACUUUUUCUUAAUUUCAAUUUAAAUUAAAUAAAUGUUUAAAUUGAAUUGCAGUGAAAUUAGUUAUUAAAGGGGAUAGAAAUGUAGGCAAAACUUGUUUAUGGAAUCGUUUACAAGGAAAACCAUUUAUAGCUAAUUAUGAAGAAACAGAUGAAAUCCAAGUAUAUCUAUAAUAUUACUACAAUUAAAACAUUAUUAUGUAACCAUUUUUCCUUAGGUUGCCCAUAUUCAAUGGAACUAUAAGAAUACUGAAGAUAUAGUGAAAGUGGAAGUAUGGGAUGUAGUUGAUAAAGGAAAAAGACGUCCAUUGUCAUCAUCAAAAUCUUGUGAUGUUCUUAAAACUGAACACGAUAAAGUCAAAUUAUCUCCAAUACCAGUAGAAGACACUCCAGUUUUGGAUGCUGAACUAGUUGAUGUUUAUAGAUAUACUAAUGGUGUUUUACUUGUAUUGGAUAUUACUAAAAGAUGGUAUUAGCAUUAUUUUAUUAUAGGCGUUUUCUUAAAAUACAGUGGACACUGCUUAUAAGAAUCACUUUGAGACUAGCAUAAAGUAAUUCUUUUAAACUAAUGAACUUUUUAUAGGCGAAGUGGAGAAUGGAUAGAAUAUAUUUGGAUAUAUCUGGACUGUUCUAAGUGAUUGUGACUCUAAUAAGUGACUGAACCUUAUAUCCGUGAGUCUUAUAAGCGGUGUACAAGGUAGUUGAAAUUAGUUAAAAUUAACAUGGUUCUAGAUUCUAAGCAAGUAAAAAUCCAUUGUUUUUUUUUUUUUCGUGAAUAAUUUUUCUACCAGAAAUCUUUCUCCAAUAUUGUUCUUAUUUAUUUUUUUGAUUUUUUUUGUAGUUUAUUUAAACAAUAGAAAAACUGGCCAUUUAUUGUAUACAUUUUGUUGGUUUCUUGAUUAUCUUGGCAUCAAGGAAAAAAGACCACCAAUAAUACUCUGAUCAGAAUAGUUUUUCAUUAGCGUUGGUUUAUCGUUGUGUAGAGAUAUAAAUUGAAUUAUACUAUAUACUCUCCAUUACAACUUUAUUAAAAUAGCCCACCAUCAGCAAUGUCAGUUUUUUUUUUUUAGAAAAAACUCUAUAAUUUAAUAGGCUGAAUUUUGUGACAUACAGGUGUCUCAUCAAGGUAUACCCAUUAUAUUUCCGGAAUAAUAUAAGAUAAUCAAAUUCUAUAAAAUGGCUAUCUUCAAACUUCUAGAAAAUAAUAAAAUAAAAGUGUUUUUUAGUUUUUUUUUUACCAAAAUAAAAAUACAGUGGAACCUAGAUAAGUCAUAGUAAAUGCAGUUCCCUUGCAAAAACUUCGAUUACUCUAAAAAAAAGAAACCAUAGAUAAUUCGAACAUUUUGUGUUCCAUAUAUAUACGGAUAAUUAUGGAUAAUUUUUAUAAUUGUUGUCUAAUCUACUUGUGUAUCCCAUAAUUUAACCUAAUAAUUUUUUAGUAAUACAUUUAAUAAUAAUAAGAACAAUACACAUUGUAAUUAUAUGUACAUAAUAUAUACUAAAUAAUAAUUAAAAAUGAUAAUACAGAAUUUGAUUAUCUUUGUUAUCUCAGAAGAUAUUGUAAUGUAUCUUUGUGGGACCUCUAUGUGUAUAUCUAUAUAUAUACAUACAUAUGUAUAUGUAUAUAUAUAUAUAUAUACAUAUAUAUAUACAUACAUACAGACAGAGUGUAUCCCAAAGAAAAACUGAGAUAAUAUGUAUAUUUAUAUUAUAUAGCAAUAUCAUGUAACCCUAAACUACAAAAAAGAGUCAAAUAUAAACCUGAUAUAACUCCAGUAACUUUUAAUCUAUUCAAGUUUUAUAUUAAUAGACAUUUUUAGAAUAAAAUUUUAGAUUCCGAGUGAAGCAAGGAAUAUGUUGAUUUUAUAAUAAUGUUUUUAUUUUAUUUUUCCCGUGGACAACUUUUCUACCAGCAAUUUUGCUCUGAAUUACAAUGAUAGCACAUUUUUUGAAAGGAAAUCUCACUGGGAUUGUACUUUAUAGAAGUCAUUUUUUGAUUUUCCAAAAGUUUCCCCCAAAAAAUGUGAAAAAAAAAACAAAAAAAUAGAUACAAUAUUAAACAAAUAUUAUUAAAGAAAAUGUAUAAUGCAUAUACAAUUAUUUCACCAUAAUGUGAUCAUAAUAUUGUUGAAAAAGCAAUACUAUUAAACAAACUGCUCAGAAUCAUUUUUCAUUAGCAAUGGUUAAUUGUUGCAUAUAGAUAUACAUUAAAUUUCUUCUCUGCUUUCCCAACUUCUUACCUACAACAGUUGCCCGCCAACGUGUGAAGUAUGUCUGUCUUUUUUUUUAUUAUUAUUUAUACAUUUAAAUUGUUAUACUAAAAAACAAAAAUAAACCAAUUUUUUGACACAAUGUAACAUUUAUAGGACAUUGGAUUAUGUAUACAAAGAAUUGCUUAAAAUUCCAGAAAAUAUUCCAGUUUUAGUAUUAGGAAAUCAUUGUGAUAUGAACCAUCAUCGUAGUGUCAAUGGAGAUGAAGUAAUUUAUUAUUUGAAAACAUUGGAAAGGUAUUUAACAUUAUAAACUAUUAUUACAUUUUAAAAUUAAAUAAUCUUAUGAUUUUAGGAGUGUACCUAUUCGUUAUGCUGAAGUUUCUAUGUCUAAUGGUUUUGGCUUACGAUUAAUUUAUAAAUGGAUUGGUAUUUCAUUUUUACAGCUUCAACGUGAAAACAUAAUGAACCAUUUAGAAACUAAUGGAAGAGAAACAAAAAUUAUGACAAUGGAAUUAGAUGUUUAUCAACAAAGUGAUGAAGCAAAUUAUGAUUUGUAAGCCAAUAAUAUUUAAAAUUAGUAAUUCUAUAUGAUGUUUAAGACGCACUGUAUGAAUCUUAAUAAUUUAAAAUUUACCUCAGUCCUAUUAUUUUAGAAAAAAUAUUCUUCUUUUUCUUUUAUUUUAGAUUCUGAGUGUAGUGAGGAAUAACAAAAUUGUUAACGCCAUAAAUUUAUAUAGUUUUGUUUUACGUCUUUCUGAAUUUUCCCAAUCAAUCAUUAUCAAAACUAGUUGGGAAAUAAAAACUCAACAUUAUUACUCUCCAACAAGAUCCAAAAUACAACAAAAACAUUUUUUUCAUUUUUGUUUGGAGCAAGAUUUUUGUUAAAAAUUUCAAAAAUAAAAUAUAUCAUUAAACCUAUAUAGGAAUGAAUGGUUAAAAAAAAAAUGUGUUCGAUUAAAAAAUUUUAAAACACAUGCAAAUGAACUUCAUUCAGAAUCAUAUUUUGUAAAUAAUGGUUAAUCAUUAUUUACAGAUAUAAAUUAAAUAACUUUAUGCAUUCUACCUUCCCAACUUCCCAUCUACAAGAGUAGCACAUCUUUCAACAAUAUUAGCUAUUUUUCUUUAAUCUAAUUGUCUAUAUAAAUAUCAUAAUAAUAGUGUUAAUAAAAAUAUUGUUAAUGCUCGCUGGUAGGCAAAUGUUGUAGUUCAGAAUGUGAAUAUACAGUGUAAUCAUUUAGUUGAUAUAGAUAAAUUAUUGCAAAUGGAAAAUCUAUUCAAGAGCAGAAUAGUAUUCCUUUGAUGCCAAGGUAACCUAGAAAUUAGUAAAAAAAAACAGGUAGUGCAUAAAAAUUUUAAAUAGAGUAUCACUGAAUAGAAAUUUUAUAUCUUUUGAGGUACUGUAUAAAAAAAAUUAAAGCAUUUUCCUAACCAUAAGUGUUUUUUUUAAAAGAAAACCAUAAAAAGCAAUUUUUCAAAAAAAUAUUAAGAAUCUUGAAAAAUGUCUCAAAUAAAGUAUUAUUGGACAAAAUAUCUAAAUCUUGUAAGUAUAUAACAUGAAAAAAUUGUAUACAUUUUCUAAUUGUAAGUAGUUUCCAAUAAAAAAAUAAUUUUAACAAAAUAUUACUUUUUUCUUUAUUAUACUUAGAAACCUAAAAAAAAAUCAUGUAAUUCCUUCACCUUUAUUACAAAUAUGAAAUAUUUGUGUGUGUGAUUUGGCAGAAUAUCAAUAUUAUAUCAAAUUUUAAUAAUUUUGAUUUCAGAUUUUUAACAAGAUUGUCAAAGCAGCGCCGUGCUGAUGCAGAAAACAAAUCAGUACCAUCUACUUUACCAUUACCAUUACUAAAUAAGCCAUCACCUAGUGCUAAAGAAGUUAAACCUCAAUUAGAAAAUCAAAAAAUGGUAGAUUCUAAAACACAGGAUAUUGCUCAAAAGAUGUUUCCAGCAAAUAAGUCUAAUGUAGUACAAACAGAAUCAAGUAAUGUGUUCUUAAUAUUGUUUAAGUUUAAAUGAAGUAUGAAAUAAAUGUAUUAUUAUAGCUAAAGAAGUCGAAAUACUUAAAGAAGAAUCUAUAAUAAAACUACCUUGUAUAGGAAACAUUAAUCAUUUAGAUGAUUUUGUGCCUGAUGAUGUGUUGGAUAAAUCAUUUUUGGAAGAUUCGGGUCAUGGAGACAUUAUAGUAAAAGUUUCCAAAGAAAUAGAAUUAGAUUCUGAUGAAAGGUAAAUAUUUGAAAUGUUCACUCAAUACCCAAUAUUAGCAUUUUUUGGACUGGUAAUGUUCAAAAAUGUUUGAACUAUUUAUAGGCUUUUUCCACAACAUUUAAGAGAGUAUCAUGUGACAAUACCAAAUUAGGUUUUUUAAAUUCGAACCUUUAUUAAAAGUUUCAUAUAUAGACAAAGUAUUACUUUUAAUAAAUGUUGUUAAAAUAUUUGAUUUUUGUCAACCUAUUAAAGAGAUAUUCCAUUUUUAAGUUAAUGUAGGGGGAGAGUAGUGAAGUAUCCAUUUGUUAAGCAGCACGGUGCGCAGUAUUUUAUUAGUACUCCACUACUCUCCCCCUACCUAAACCAAAACGUGGAAUAUCUCCUUAAUGGGUUGGUUAAAAUGUUAAAAUGUUAAAAUGGGUUGGUAAUGUUAAAAAUAUCGUCUUCAACUGCACUUAUAAAUUCUAAAAAUCAGAAUUUGAAUAUAUGCAAAAUUUAACCAAUAAAAUGGGAUGAACACGCUUAGUGAAUCAUUUUGGUCGAAAUGUCUUCUGACAGCCAAUAUAGUUGUCCCGUUUUUCUCUUAAUUUGAAAUUUCGUAAGUGGUGAGUAGUUAAUGUAGAAUGGGCCAGACUUGGGAACACACUUAUACUUAAAAUAUGUAGACCGUGUAUUAGUGAAAUAUAUUGAAGCCAACAUAUGUGCGAAAGAGACAGACUCUGGUGUUACUUUUUCAAGGAAGUUAUAAGCAAUUUUAUAAUAUCCCCUGGUAAUUAGUGAUGCGAAUAAUCAAAUUAUUUCGAUAAUCGAGAUAUUAUAAUAAUCGAGUAAUUCACUUGAUUAAAAUAAUCGAAAUAUUAUGAACUAAUAAAUAAUAAUCAAUCAAUUUAUUAAUAAAAACUCGUAGUAAUAUUUUUAAUUGAAAUAACACAUUACACAAACAAUUAUUAAUAGUUAUUAUUAUAAACUAUAAUAUAAAAAAGUACUUUUUAAAAUAAAAUAAUUGAUGAUUCAUUGCGUUAGGCAUUUAAUAGUUAUAAGUUAUAACAAACUGUUCAAAACUUAAAAAUGAAAAUAAUAAUUAAAACUUUGAUUGAAAAUAAAUAUUACAUCAUAUUUAAGUUACUAUUUAAAAAUAUAAUAUAGUCCAAAAUAUUAGUCACCAAAAUAUUUUGGUGACAGCUUAUUUCUACAAUUAUUUGUUGUUCUUCUUCUUCUUUCUUGGUUUCGGCCAUUCAAGACCAUACCUCUAGAUAAACAUACUGCCACCUAUCCCUAUCCUCUGCUACUUCCUGCCAAAGGCACUCCGGCUCCACUGUUUCAGUAUCUCUCCUUACGCAAUCCUCCCAUCUUAAACGCGGUCUUCCAAGAGGUCUCCUCCCUACUGGGUUUUCCUCUAUUACUCUUCUUAUUAAUGAGUCAUGUUUCCUCCAGGCAUGUCCAGCCCAAACUAGCCUUCUUUUCUUUAUAUCUUUCAGUAUAUCCGGUCGUUGAAAAAGGGAUUGCAGUUCUUCAUUGUGUAAUUUCCUCCAUUCAUUUGUGAGAACAUAUCAGUAUGCCCCAUAAAUUUUCCUGAGUACUUUUCUCUCAAAUACUACAAUUCUUCGUUCUUUAGUCUUUCUCAGAGGCCAUGUUUCUGCUCCGUACAGGACAAUCGGCCUUAGCAAAGUUAAGUACAUUCUAACUUUUAAAUUCUUAGAGAUUGCUCUUGAUCUAAAAAUUUUACUAAGUCCAAAGAAACAUUUAUUAGCUGAUUGUAAUCUCAUUGAAAUUUCUGUUUUAAUGUCGUUAUCUUGAGUUAUAAUUGACCCUAAGUAUUUGAAUUGGUUCACUCUUUUAAAAUUGUAUUCUUCCACUUCAAUGAAUUCUUCUUGUACCUGAUUUCCAUUUCUCCGACUGACCACCAUGUACUUUGUUUUUUCUUCAUUAAUCCUUAGUCCUACUUUCUCCGCAGCCUUUAUAAUUGAUUUCCCCAUUUUUAUUAUCAUCUCUCUACUUCUUCCCAUUAGAGAGAUAUCAUCCGCAUAUGCCAGAAUAUUAAUUGUCGAUCGACCUAACUCAACCCCUUCACAUAAAUUGAUUUCUCUUACUAUCUUCUUCAACACUAAGUUAAAUAGUACAGGAGAAAGCGCAUCUCCUUGUCUCAAGCUUGUCACCACUUCCACUGGUUGUGACAACGUAUUUGCUGGCUUUACUUUAAUCUUUGUUCCAUUUAANUAAGCUUGCCCUGUGGAUAGAGUCGUAGGCUUUCUUGAAGUCCACAAAUAAUAUAUACACGUCUUUAUUGAACUCCCACAUUUUUUGAAGGGUCUGUUGUUGACCUGUUUGGUCUGAAACCUCCUUGGUAAUCCCCUAUUAUUUCUUCCGCGAUCGGCUUUAUUCUGUCUAAUAGGCAAUAUGCAAGAAUUUUAUAGGUUAUGUUUAAUAAUGCAAUUCCCCUAUAAUUGUUGCAUAUCUGGGGGUCGUUAUUUUUGUGAAUAGGGCACACUAGCGCAGUAAUUCCACUCCUCCGGGAGUCUUUCCUCCUGCCAAACAAUUUCAAUAAUACUAUGUAUUCUUGAUACUGUUUCCUCAUUUAAUUUUUUAAAUAUUUCUCCCUGAAUCCCAUCUUCUCCGGGAGAUUUUUGGUUUUUUAACCUUAAUAUUUGUUGUCUCGUUUCAUUGAUAGUAGGGGGUAGGCAUUCGCAAUCGUUGGUUUCUACUAGUGUUCAUUCAAAAGUUUCUUCUGGAUUUUCGCAGUUGAGCAGUGUGCCAAAAUAUUGUCUCCAUUUUUCCAACAUCUCUUCCUGUCCUGUUGUCAGUGAACCAUCUUCAUUUUUCAAGAACUUAUUAUGUUUUCUGAAUCCUCCUCUUAUACUGUUUAUUUUUUGGUACAACUGUCUCGUUCUAUUCAUUCUAGAAUCUACUUCUGCUUCUUCCAAUAAUUUCCGAGUAUAUUUUCGUUUUUCAUUUCUGAAUACACUACUUGCGCUCUUUUGACAUACUUUAUACGCAAUUUCUUUUUCUAUAUUAUGUUGGUCAUUAAGCCACUGGUUUCUAGCUUCUUUUCUCCGAUUUAGAGCAUCUUCACACAUGUCAUUAAACCAUGGUUUUCUUACAGCUUUUACUUUUCCGAUUUCUGACUCUGUCACAAUCUUUAUAGUAUCUUUAAUUUUUUUCCAUUUUACAUCAAUUGAGUCAUUUAUACCUGCAUCUAUCUUUCUGAUUUUUUCCGACAUCUGAUACUUGAAUCUUUCACAUGUAUUCACAUUGUUUAGUUUAGCUGUGUCAUAUUUGUCUACCACUAUUCCUUUUUUUCCGAUUAUUUGUUAUGAUAUAAAAUAUAAACUAGUCCAUCAUUUAAAUAGUUAUUAAUAUCUGUAGUGUAGUGUUGUAGUGAAUGUAUUAAAUAAUUAUGCAGCCAGUAUACUUAUAAAUAAAUUACUAUAACGCAAUGACAAUGACCAAAAUUUCCAGAACAGAUAAGAGUAUUUACUAUGAAACUAUUUCAGUUUUAUACUUUUAUAAUUAUUUGAAAUUUUUGCAUGUUUUGAGAUAAUAUAAUCCGUAUUUGAAAUUACUAGAUUAGUAAAAGAAAAAUACUAGAGUAUAAUAAUAGACAACAGUAGUUAUUUUAUUUCAUUAUUUUUUACUUAUUACAGUUUGAGUAACUACUAACAAAAUUAAUAAUUACUAAUUUUUCAUUUGAUUUUUUUCAGUUAGUUCAGAGAAUCGAGACUGAACAAAUCAUUCGAUUAUUUUUCUUAACAAUCGAAUUACUCGAUUAUUUUCACUCGAUUGUUCCCAUCACUGCUGGUUAUAUUUAAUUGAUGCAUACAAUUGAAUGCUAUCAAGACAUAAUAAAAUUCAUUAUUAAUUAUUUUGUAUAUUAUCAAUUUCGUUAUACUUAUUUUUGGUGCGUUGCCUGAACGGCUAGACUGACGAUGGCCCGUUCAAAUUAUCUGACUUUGAUAACGAUGUGUUAUUUUUGACCGUUGAAAGAUAACACAAAAACCGCUAUUAGUGAUUUAUCAAUUAUCAUACAUUCAUCUAUAGGUAUUUGAUUGUUUGUUGGGAAUUCGGGAUGGUCCUAAAGGUUUGGUCAAAUAGAAAGCGGACUGACCGCGCGGCCAGGCCGCCGGUCCGCCGCGGAUUGUGUAUUCUAUUUAAAUGCAUCAUUCUGGUUAAACACACAGCGACCUACCGUGGCAGACUAGUAUAGUCCGUCGCGGACAAACGGGUUGUAUUUUUUCACAAAGUUCGCGGCGGACUCAAAUAAAAUGUAUAUAAUAAAAGAAAUAUAUUAUAUUUUAAAUAUAGAUUAUAUCAUAUAUUAUACUAAUAUAGAUAACAUAAUAUUACUACUAUACGUCUAUACUCUAAUAAUAAUAACUAUACUAUAUACUAUUCAACUAUAAUAUUAUUAGAACCAAAAUUCUAGAAAUCUCCAACUAAACUAAUAGUAGACAAUACGCUGAAUAUUCUACAUGCAUCAGCACUUCUAGAAUAUCCUAGAAUUUUCUAAAAGAGUAUGUAAAUUCUCAAACUGUUCUCGAGACAUUCUAUAAUAUGUAAAAAAUCGGUCUUCAAAAGAACGUAAUUCACUGCACAGUCGGUGAAACUCCCCAAAUUCUUUCCUUUUUUGGUUUAUUUCGUGUACCCAUUUUAUUUUUUUUCUUACUUAACUUAAGGCAAGCAGAAGAAGCAAUUCUUCUUCGUCGGAAGAACUGCUUGACAUUUUGUAAUAUGAAAACAGAAAGGUGAAAAAGUAAAAAUAAAAAAUAACCAACAGUACACUUUGUGCAGUUUUUAAACUGGUUCGCUCAAACUUGUCCGCAUUCUGUUUGACUAUCAGCGGACCAGCGGCCUUGCCACGCGGACAGUCCGCUCUCUGUUUAACCAGACCUUAAAUGUGGCCGUUAAUCUUAAUAGUUUAAUAUCAAUAUCCGAGAAGAAAAAUGUCAUCUGCCGUGGUUUUAAAUGUACAAAGAUUAAUGGUAACCUUAUGUUUUUCCACUCGCUGCUUUGUUUUUACAAUCAGAUUUUUCUUGACCUGUAUAUUCGUUAUUUUAAUUACUUCGUUGCCUUGGUCAUAGUAAUUAUUAAUGUAUCUGAGUCAUGGUUUUUAUCUCGUAAUACUACUCGAAAUGUUUUUUUACUUUUCAAUUGGUACCGAUGUAUUCAAUAUUAUUUUCUUCUAAUGUUGUACUUCUGAAUUAGAUUUAAGAUCUCGGCUUUGAAUGUUGGUUCAUUUCCAACCCGUUCUUCAUACAUUUAUAACUGUUUUAGUUUAUCAAAAUAUUUAGCACCUUUUAUAGUUAUUGGUGGGUGCUCACAUAUUUGUUGAGUAUUAUCAUUAGUCGGGAUUUUGUUAAUUUUUGUGUAGCUUUUGAAGUUACGUUAAUAUCUUUUGUAGCUGAUGUGUUAGAAAUGGAGAUCCUUUUUUCAUCUAUUUUUUUAAUUAACUGUGACGCUUCAGCUACCAGUUCCAAUUCACUAUUUUUUAUUUGUCGUAAUUUUUUACUUGCCUAUAAUUUUGCCCCUUGACGGCAAAGUUGUUCGUUUAUAUGUUUUAAUUUAGUUAAAAUAUUUUGCAUUUCUACGUUGGUCAUCAGAUUUGAUUGAGUAGGUCCGUCCAUGGCUGUGCUCGUCACGUGAUUGUAGAAACUACCGGUACGCCGCCGCACAAGCGUGUGGCCUACUUAGUAUUAUUAUGUAGACACUCACCUAUUUCCAAUUAGCAUGGUAAGCAUUUUGAUAGUAUUAAACACUGAAAAAAAAACGCGAAUGUACAGCACUCGAAAGCGAGUACAUACGUGUUGCUCCGUAAAAUAAUAAAUAAGCAUUAAAUAUUUUGUUUAACAUCGUACUGAUUUUCCCGUAUUUUCUAUGUUUUUCACAUUUGCUAGGAAAACUUGGGAAAAUCGAAAAAUGACCUCCCUCAAGUACCUUCCCAGUACAAUUUCUUUCAGAAAAAGUGCUACACUUCUAAAUAGAAGCAGGUGAGCGAGUGAUAGCUGGGUUUCUAGGUACACCUAUAUGCGUUUCGAAACCUGGGUUUGAACCCGUGACCUCUAAGACGACACUUGGUAUCCAUGACCAUUAGACUACGACAGACAUACAGUAUUGAGUUAUUUAACAUAACAUAUAAUAUACGCAUAAUAUCAGAACUUCAUAAAUCUUUUAUUUCGAAACUCAGUCAAUCCGCUCAAUUCUGACUUCACUAACGUUAUUCAAUCGGCAAUAUACAUAUGUUCAAAAAAAAUUUUUUUUUAAAAAAGCUGAUACUGAAGAUGGGAGCGGUCACUGUUGUAGGUGAGAAGUAGGGAAAUUGUUUUUAUAAAAUAAUACGAUCUUGAAAUUGUUUUCCUACGACUAUUCCCACUAUUAUUUAAAAAUGGCGUUGAAAAUUAAAAAAUGACUUCUCUAAAGAUUACCAUCUAGAUUACUUGAGCUUUCAGAAAAGUUGCUACAUGUAAAAAUCGAAGCAAUUUUACUAGACAAAAACGUAUCCGCAGACUAGUAGAAAAAAAAAUAAAAAAUAAACAUCUUACUAAAACCAACAGAGCUACUCUCGAAAUCUAAAGUUAGAUUUGUUCCACAUACCUAAUAUUUUAUUCAAAUGAUUUUUGUCAAAAUUUGAUAUUAGAAUUCCUUUAUAAAAAAAAAUUCUACAUUAAAUUCAAUAUUUUUCUUUUGAUCACAAAAUAAGAAUUAAUGAACCUCCUGUUAAAUUUUUAAAUAUUUCUGUUAAGGUAACAAUUUUUCUACAGAGUACCUACCAAAUAAAAAUUACGUACAAAACUCGCAAAAUUAAAAUGUCUAUAAAUAGCUUAAAAAUGGCUUAGUUUUUGAAAAUUUGACCACGUCUAGAAAAGACAAAUAUAAAUUUUCUAUCUAAAUUUUAAGUCUCUAUGAAUAUUUUAAACUGAAUUACUAAAAAUAACAAAAUUGAAAAAUAAUAAAAGCAUCAUUUUCGUAAAUUUCACAUUUUUUUUCCAAAUAUUAUGGAAAAAAAAAAAAAAAAACUUUGUAAAACCAAUACAUUCUUUGCUACACUCAGAAUAUAAAAAAGAAAAACAGUUAUUUAAAAGAUAUCUUGCGUAAUGUAAUUAAUCCAACUGAAAUAUUUAUAAUUUAAAUAUUUAAGUUUAUAUAAUUUCUAUGUUAUAGUGAUGAUUGUGGAAAUCCAAUGGUAGCAGGUUAUCAAGCUGAUAUAGAUCCAGAUGAUUUUACACCAAUUAUUAAGGUAAAUUAAAUGUUUUAAAAUAAUAUUUUACUUUAAUAUGUAGUCUAAUUUGUAUAUAUAAAUUUGAAACAAAUAUAUUUUAAUUUUCAAACUUCAGUUAGAAAAAAAGACCAUUGAAUCAAGCAGUCUUGCAAAUUGGUCUUCAAUUCAUAAUAUUACCAGACCUAGGCCAGAAGGGGGAGAAGAUGAAGAAUCAAAGCCAUCAGUAGAUGAAUUAAGUAGUACAGAUUUUAUAAAGGUAGCACAACAUUUUUAAAUAGAGUUAUUUUUCCUAAUUUUUUCAACCAAUACCUAAUAUCACUGUAUUUUUAUUUUUUCUGUCUGUAAACAACUUUUUGAAAAAAAUCUCCGAUGUAACAAGUGUAGUACCUUUUCUGAAAGGAAAUUAUAAAGAGGUUAUUUUUUGAUUUUCCAAGUAGUUUUUAAAAUAAUCGUGAAAACCCAUAAAAAGACUAAAAAUGAAAAACAGUCUUAUUUAUGGCAUAACAAUUCAAUUAUCUUAAAUUGUACACUUUAUGUUAUCCACCAGAAAUAUUGCUACAAUAGAAAAAUAACAAGAGUUCUUUUUUGUUGCAUUUUGAAUCUAGUUUAUGAAUAAGAUAGUCGUUUUUGAUUUUCCUUGUAAUUUUUUAAUAACCAAAAAAAUAAAAAAAUUGGCAAAAUAUACAGAAAUAAUGCUUGUAUUAUUUAAAAAAAUUAAUUUUUUGUAAUUGUUUAAAUGUGCUCAGAGACUUGACAUUUUGACAGAAAAUUUAUAUUUACUUGGUUUUUUAUUUGGUAAAUACUCAGUUUAUAAAAUUGUUAGACUAAACAAAAAAGCUUAAUAAGAAAAUUUAACAGCAAGAUUAUAAAUCAUACUUUGUGAUAAAAAAAAAUUUAGUAUAAUGUAGAAUUUUAAUAUCAAAGUUUAAAAGUGAUACUAUUAACCGAACUCCGCUUAGAAUCGUUUUUUUGUUAGCAAUGGUUGAUCAUUGUGUACAGAUAUUAAUUAAUUAACUUUAUGUAUCCUACCUUCCCAAUUUCCUAUUCACAGAAUCAACUUUUUUUUUUUUUUUUAUUUAAGUCGUUUUGGGAGAUCAACUUUUAAAAUUUAAAUGGGAAUCUAUUCUUUUUCAAUAUAAACUUAAUUGAUUAAAUAAUAUUAACUUUUAUAAAACACUAUGAUUGAAAGUAAUUUAAAGUUGAUAAUAAUACAGUUAUAACUAGUUUUAUUACUGGUCCACAGUGCUUUGUGUGAUAAGACUGUAUUAAAUACAUAAAAUGUCAGUGUGCGGUCAAAAUUAAAUUUAUAUAAACUUUAAAUAAUUCACAAGCAUGGAGUUUUGUAUAAAUAAUUAUUAAAUGUAUUAAAUAAAAUAUCUUCACAUUAUUAUGUCUGUAAAAAUAGUAUAGGUUUCAUUGUUGACCCUCAAAAUCCCCCUAAAAGUAAAAAAUAUACAAGUCAUUUUAGAUGUUUGAAAAUCAAACGAUUUUUGUUUCACAUAUUUUAAUCAAUUUUUUAAUAUUUACAUGAUAAAAUAGUUCUAACAUAAAUUUUGAAUAACUCUGUUUAUGAAUAUUACAAAGCUCUUCCUCCACUCAUCUGUCAUCUUCCCUUCUACUGACACAGUAAAAAAAAAUGUUUAAUCAACCUAUGCCUAAGUUCCCUAACAGUUUUCACACUUCUACUGGUACUCCAUCUGGUCACUUCAUUAAGUAAUUUCUCUAAGAAUAACUAUUAUUAAUUGAACAAUAAUUAAUUAACCUUUCACCAAUACUUUAUUACUUUAUAAUCAUUUAUCUGUUUAACUCUUUCUCUCUUUCUCUCUUCUUUUAAAUUGUUGAUGAAUUUGUGUAUUUCCUUCUCUCUUAAAAGUUCUCUAAUACUAUUCCUAACAUAAUUGUUAGUAACUGCAUGGUCAACUGCUUACAUAAUAUUUAAAAUUCUUUCCUCAUCCUCAUUUCUCUCUCCAAAACCAAACCCUCUAUGUACCCUCUUGUAUACUAUCCUCACACUAUCGAUCUAUCUAAAAAUUUAAUAGUUAAAUAUACAAUAUAUACCUAAAUAAUUUUAUUUAGGAAUAAAUAUAAUCACUUAUUUAAAUAAAAUUUCUAGGUAAAAGAGAAGAAAAGCAAAAGUAAAAUAGAAAAGAAGAAUAAAAAGAAGACCAAUUGUUCAAAAUCUGAGUAUGAGAACUUGGAAUGUUUUUUAAAUGAUGAAUAAUAUUAUAUCUGAUGUUUGUGUUUUUGUAUAGUAUAAUUUUAUUUUGUUUUAAAUACAUUUUAAUGUUUAAAUUAUUCGUAUAUUACAAAUUUAUUAAUAUCUUCUUAAAAUGUAUUAAUAUUUAAUAUUAAUAAAAUAUGCUUUAAGAUUAUAUUAUUAAUAUUGAUAAAAUAAAAUAAAAUUCUUGUGAUAUUAAAAUAAUAAAAUGUAUACUAAAUUAAAAUACGCAUUUUAAUUAAUAUAGCAAUAACCAAGUCCAAAUAUUAAAAAUAAAUUUAGUCUUAUUAACAUAGUGCAAUUUUUAAAAUUGUUAUUUAAACAAAUUUGUUGGGGUGUAGGAACUAAUAGAAAAAUGGAGAAUAAUAUUAUAAAUCCAGAUACUACCUUAUUUUAACUAAACACCUAAAAAAUUAUAUUUUUAAUUUACCAAAAUUUCAACUAUAAUUCUUUGUACAAAAAUGAUUUGAUAACUUGCCUAGGUACUUAAAAUAUUGUUCAAAUCUGUAUCUUCAUUAUUAUUUUUAAUGAAUAUUGUCCAAAAAUAUGGACACAUAGUCCAAACACAAUAAUAAAAUAUAUUACCUAUAUGGUACCUAAUAUGGUAUUCAUGUGUUCUUCAUUAGACUCAAUCGGAUGGUAAAAGCCAUACUCAAUCAGAUAAGAAAUUCUAUUAUCGGCAACCAUCUUUUUUAUCUUAUUAAAUUGCAGGUAUAACGUUCUCUUACAAGUACAUAAUAUAUACAUAUGUACAUAGUAUUACAUACAAUUAUCUUCUGAUCACCUACGCAAUUUUUCCGGACGAUAUUCGCUCAUCUGGCCUCAUAUUUUUAAAACUUAUAUCUCCAAAUAUCCGGCUGUGAAGAAACUUGUCCAUUUCAAGGUUUUGUCGCCAAAUUCAUUCAGUUAUGAAUCUAGUUGAUGGUGACCUGUUCCCCUCUAUUUUUUACGAAGACAAAGCGCGUAAGUACUAUGUACUGUCAACUGACUGACGAAAUAAAUACCGACAUAAAACAAAAUAUAAAUUGUUUAUUAUGAAGAUACAGAUUACAACAGAAUAUACAUUUAUAAAUAGAUUCCUAUACGGUAAUAGUCGAAAUAACACGGAAUUACCGGGAAUAUAUAUUUAGUCAUUAGUAACCAUUUGUUCUACAAAAUACUUCUUCUGCGUUUUAUAUAUUAUGUAUGGAACAAAAUAUAUAAGAAACAAAAGUAUUGCAUGAAAUAUUUGCUGAAUAUAGGUCUGUUGGAUCAAAUGUUUAUGGAACAUAUUGUUUGUGGUACAAGUAUAUUGUGUAACAAAUAUUUUGUGGUUAGUGAACAUUUCUUCCAAAAUCUAUUGUUCCAAUGGCUAUUUAUUCCAAAAAAUACUUCUUCCAAAAUUUAUUUGUGGAACAAAUGUCUAUUGGAAGACAUUUUUGCGAAACAUAAGUCCGACGGAACAAAUAUUUUGUGGGACAAACGGGUUACAUUCGUAUGAGGUUUACCAACUUGGAAUGCCACGAAAGUUGGUUAACCUCAUAGUAUGAAACAUUGGUCAUACUGACAUCAAAGUAAAGGUUGGCCCAUGAACAUAAAUACUGUAGGGCACACACUAUCGAAGUACUUGUGACAACCAGGCUGAGACAGAGAGUGCACUCGACCCUAAUGUUUAAUACACUGUCUUAGAAUAUAAGGUCAGGCAAGUAUCGAUAAAACACGCUUUUAUUACAAACAAAUUCGGAACGGGCGCAAUGCUGCGCUCUAUCAGUAUAAUAAUUUGUAUAUUAUAAAAUCUAUUACUAGAAACAUAAAUUAGUAAUUUAUUGAUAAUCAAUAUUAUUAUUAUAAGAGAGUGUCAUAUACAUUAAUUUAUUCAUCCCUACACCCUCCAUAUUCUAUAUAAUUAAUAAUUCAAAAUAAAACAUAAAAUAUAACUUGAUAAGAACUCACUAAGGAGCAGUAGUGAACCAAAUAUUGCAUUUGUUUCUUUAAAGUUUGAAUAUCAGUACAAAAUGCCUAAAGAAUGUUUUGUUUGCCAAAAAAAAAAAAAAAGAAGGUAUUGCAAGUUUUGAAGUAACAAAACAAAAACUUGCAAGUUGGAGUAAGUGUAUUGAUGGGUUAACUGUGGGACAAAGAAUUUGUGAAAAACAUUUUUACCCAAAUGAAAUAACAAAAGUAAAACUUGUGAAGGACUGCUCAGGAGAUGUCAUUGAAGAAGUAAGAUUAUUUAAAAUCAGACUUAUAUGGAACAACAUAUUUUCUCUGUGACAUGAUAAAUUAAUUUAGGCAAGUGACCAAUUUGUUUUAAGUAAUUUUCGAUUAAAUGAGCUAUAUUUGAUUUUACAUAUUUUAUCAUAAAUACAUAUUUUUAUAGCUGUGUUAAAAUAUUUAAAAAUAUGUACCCGAAUUUAAGCCUUCCUCCCCAACUAAUUGUAACCAGAUAGGGCACUAGGUUAAAUGCCACUAGUUAUUAUUGCCAAAACUUCAAAGAAAUCAAAAAUUUUGUGAAACUAGAUCAGACUACUUCAUUGUUUAUAGAAGAAGCUAUUACAAUUUAAACAACUUGAGUUUUUAGAAAAGGUACUACACUUAAACAUCGGAGCAAUUUUACUAGGGAAAAACUUGUCAACAGACUAGAAGAAAAAGAAAGAAAUAAACAGUAUUGUAAACCAAUAGUUCUCUCGCUACGCUUGGAAUCUAAAAUUCAUAAACGCUGCAAAACGUACAGGUCUAGAAAUUAACUCCGAGAAAACCGAAUGUAUGGUAGUUGAAACUUUGAAAAACACGGCCCAGAAUGAAAUUGGUAUAGAAAAAGAGCGAGAGUUCAAGCUAGAAAUAAGUGAAAUUUGGUUUAUCAAAGAUAUUACGAUCUGGAUUAUUUUCAAGAAAUUAAAAAUCCCAAAUAUUCCAGACUCUAAUCAAGCCAGUUGUUACAUAUGCAUCAGAAACUUGGACCUUAAGGAAAAAAGACGAAAAUACUUUAUCAGUGUUUAAAAGGAAGGUCCUAAGGAAAAUCUAUGGACCGUGCAAAGAUGAAUUUACCGAUGAAUUGAAAAUACGUAAAAAUAAGGAACCCCGGGAGCUAUAUCGAAAUCCAAACUUUACAGAAGAUAUCACUAAAAGAAGGCUUAUGCGGACAGUUCACUCUAGGCGCAAAGAGGGAUUAUUGGGAAGAAUAGUACACGAAAAUGCAUCACAUGGAAAACGUCCACUGGGAAGUUCGAGACUAUGA
Molecule: messenger RNA, 17201 nt
Organism: Cinara cedri
Lineage: Eukaryota; Metazoa; Arthropoda; Insecta; Hemiptera; Aphididae
Source: the annotation of a GenBank genome assembly